AAUAACAAAGUGAUGAGUAACUAAUUUAUCAUUAUGAAGCUCACAUCUACCAAUCUUCCAUUGUUGGUAGUUAUGGUGACAUUUUGUUUGUUGGCAACAUUUUACUACAGCCGAAAAACAAUGAAAAUCAAAAUGACAAAUAUAACAGAAAUAACGUCUGGAUCUGCAAGCGAAUCACAUGUAAAUACAGAUCUCAAUCAAGCCUAUCCUAUUGAUAACAAUGACAAUAAAAUAUUGAAAUCUUCUAAACCAGAAAAUACAUUGUCAAGUACAAAACAUCUCACAGACCAAAAAAUGCAAACAUCAGUACAUGUACAAAGUGAUGAAAAUUCAGUAGAGAGAGAUGACACAACAGAGUAUAAUGAAGACAAUAUGGAUUUCAAUGAUGAAUCAUACGCUGAUAGUAACACUGAUGACCUGGACCCAACCAGUGACUUAAUAGCCAAUAAUACGAGUCCACAUGACCCCUGUUUACCAUGUAAGUCGGUACAUAUUCAAGGAAUAAUAGCUGGAGUAAAGAAAGGUGGAACAGCCACAGUAACAAGUAUGUUGAACAAAGGAUCCCCACAUCUGUGUGUGAGCCAGUCCCCAUACUUCAUAUAUGGCAAUGGUAACCAGGAAGAACUGGAGAGGAAAACAUAUGAGAAGUGUGACAGGGACUUAAGCAAAGUUAUACUUCAUAGGGAAACUGGGUGCUACUCCAAUAAAAAAUGUGCAGAGAGAAUUUAUAACUAUGACAGACAUAUGAAGUUGAUUUUUCUCAUAAGAGAACCUGUUGAGAGACUGGUGAGUGAAUACCUGCAGUACUUUGCAA
Owenia fusiformis is the source of this 814-nucleotide messenger RNA. The record is from the annotation of a GenBank genome assembly. NCBI's taxonomy places the organism in Eukaryota, Metazoa, Annelida, Polychaeta, Sabellida, Oweniidae.